GCAGGCUGGGCACAGCAGGACCCCAUGCACAACCUCUCUGCUCAGCCCUGGCAGGCGAAGAUGGCCAACCUGACCUACGACAACUUCACUGCCAACAACCACACCGAGGUGACCAUCCAGCCUCCCACCAACUACAAGACUGUGGAGCUGGUUUUCAUUGCCACAGUUACCGGCUCGCUCAGCCUCGUCACAGUGGUGGGGAACAUCCUGGUGAUGCUGUCCAUCAAGGUGAACCGCCAACUCCAGACUGUCAACAACUACUUCCUUUUCAGCCUGGCCUGCGCGGACCUCAUCAUCGGGGUCUUCUCCAUGAAUCUCUACACGGUCUAUAUCAUCAAAGGCUACUGGCCACUGGGUGCCGUGGUGUGUGACCUGUGGCUCGCCCUAGACUAUGUGGUGAGCAAUGCCUCUGUCAUGAACUUACUCAUCAUCAGCUUUGACCGGUACUUCUGUGUCACCAAGCCCCUGACGUACCCAGCCAGGAGGACCACCAAGAUGGCAGGGUUAAUGAUUGCGGCCGCAUGGAUAUUGUCCUUCAUUCUCUGGGCCCCUGCCAUCUUGUUCUGGCAGUUCAUUGUGGGCAAGAGGACAGUCCCUGAGGGGGAAUGCUAUAUCCAGUUCCUCUCCAACCCUGCAGUGACCUUCGGCACGGCCAUCGCUGCUUUCUACCUGCCUGUGGUCAUCAUGACGGUGCUGUACAUCCACAUCUCACUGGCCAGUAGGAGCAGGGUGAGGAGGCACAAGCCUGAAAGCAGGAAAGAGAGGAAAGGCAAGUCCAUCACCUUCUUCAAAGGCCCCUUGAUCAAACAGAACAACAACAACUCUCCUAAGAGGGCUGUGGAAGUGAAGGAAGAGGUGAGGAAUGGGAAAGUGGAUGACCAGACCUCAGCCCAGACAGAGGCUACUGGCCAUCAGGAGGAGAAGGAGACCUCCAAUGAGUCUAGCACAGUCAGCAUGACCCAGACCACAAAAGACAAGCCAACAGCAGAAAUCUUGCCAGUGGGGCAAGGGCAGAGCCCAUCCCACCCCCGAGUGAACCCAUCUUCCAAGUGGUCCAAGAUUAAGAUUGUCACUAAGCAAACUGGGACCGAAUGUGUCACCGCCAUUGAGAUCGUCCCAGCUAAGGCAGGAGCCUCUGAACACAACUCGCUGGCCAACAGCCGCCCUGCCAAUGUUGCCAGAAAGUUUGCCAGCAUCGCCAGGAGCCAAGUACGGAAGAAGCGCCAGAUGGCAGCCCGGGAGAAGAAAGUCACCCGAACCAUAUUUGCUAUCUUGCUAGCCUUCAUAUUCACAUGGACUCCAUAUAAUGUGAUGGUCCUUAUUAACACUUUCUGUGAGACCUGCGUACCUGAUACAGUAUGGUCCAUUGGCUAUUGGCUCUGCUAUGUCAACAGCACCAUCAACCCAGCCUGCUAUGCCCUCUGCAAUGCCACUUUCAAGAAAACCUUUAAGCACCUUCUCAUGUGCCAGUACAGGAACAUUGGCACAGCCAGAUAAACUGGCACUCAGGGACCACUUUAGCAAAGUUAUGGAAAUCCUUCCCUUUGCCUCCUUUGCUGGGGGGGGGGGAGGUCCUCUGCCCCCCACUCAUAAAAGUGCAGACUGUGCAGUGAAUGCAGAUGAUGCCCUUCACUCAGUGCUGACAAACGUCCAAGGUACCUCUGAGAUGCAGCUCCUUCUAGUUACUCUUGGCCUGAGGACUCACUUGGCAAGCCAGAGGGGAAAACCACAGGCAAGAUGAUGCAAGGAGAUGAGAUUACCAGGAACCUGCCUCAGCUCCCUGCUCUUGCGACGUUGGCCAAACGGCAUCAAUGAUGUUUGUCACCUCUUCUCUCCCUGGAUGACCUUCUCCAGGGCUUUAAAGUUUGUCUGCCCAUGGAGGGCCUAACGCUGGAUGCUUUGAACAGGCUCUUAAACCAUUUAUUCCUCAAGAUGAAAAGAGACAGGGGCCAAACAUUUGUCAGACAUUUUGGACCAGUCUGGCAUGGAUGUGCUCGAGGAAAGUCCUUUUGGCCCAUCCAGCCCCUCUCACAAGGCAGUCAAGAUUGUGCCCUCCUGGAUGAGGAAAGCUCCCUUCCCUUUCCCUUCAGAGAUAUGCUGACCUUGGGGAAAUUUUUCCCUGGGCUUUGACGCCACCAUCCCCCUAGGGCCCUUUCUGCCCUGAGCUGGCAGUUGGCUGGAUGGUUGGAUGGACAAAAUAAGCAUCUAUUUUCUGGGUAAGGAGCGUAAAGCCAAGACAUGUCCUACAACAAAAGAGACUAAAACUGCAAAGAAAAGCAGUGAUAUCAUGCAGGAUUUCUCACCACAGCCCUGAGGGAAUGUGACCUCUGAGAACCAGGCAGCAAUGAUGAAAAUAACUGCCCUUGAGGAGGGAAACAGGGAGCUGCUGUCCUGCUCAGAGGACAGAGCUGCACAGAGCAUCAUGCAGAGGAGAGAUACAGAGGCAGAGGGUCUUGGAGGGGGUCGUGGCCCUGCAAUAUGGCAGAGAUGCCCCAUGUGUCAUCUGGGCUGCAAGCAUGCCCUCCCUGCUGCCCAUUGCAGGUGUGGAAGGGACACUUCACCCACCAUUUGCUGGGUACUGUCUGGAUGAUAUGUGGCUCACUGGUGGGGAGGGGGGGGAAGGUAGUGCCCCCCCAAACCUCCUUUCCUGCCCUGGCUGCAGCAGGACACCCCAAGGGUGUCCAAAGGAGCUGGCCACUGAUCUUUGUAAAUGGAUAUAACCCUGUUGUCCGUGUUGUCAGAGUCCUCAGCAUGCAGGGUUCAGUGUAUGUGUCCAGACCCUGUCCCAGCGUAUUUAUGUAUACAGACCAAAUCAAGUAAUACUGUUGCUCAGCUUCUCCCAAAGUCAGGUUUUUUUUUGUUGUUUUUUCUUUUUUUUUUUGUGAGCAUAGCCAGGAACAACUGCAUAGGUGAGGGCCUGGCCGGGGCCACCUUGGCGUACGUUGGCAAGCGCUCUGAGUGCCCAUGUGGGCCUUACUCUGCGUCUGUAUGUCCUUCCUGUCCCCACGCCACGGCGAUGCUGUGCAAGUUAGAAAAAAGGCUGCUCCAGCCCAGGUGGGGACUCCCACUCACUGCCACUGCCUUUAGGAUAAUUUACAUAGCAUUACCCAAAAUGCCUGAUGAGGUUUUUUUAAUCAUUACAACCACAGCAGAAGCCCCUGAGACAAAUAAAGAUC
Molecule: messenger RNA, 3176 nt
Organism: Struthio camelus australis
Lineage: Eukaryota; Metazoa; Chordata; Aves; Struthioniformes; Struthionidae
Gene: CHRM4
Product: cholinergic receptor muscarinic 4
Biological process (GO): chemical synaptic transmission; adenylate cyclase-inhibiting G protein-coupled acetylcholine receptor signaling pathway; G protein-coupled receptor signaling pathway, coupled to cyclic nucleotide second messenger
Cellular component (GO): dendrite; synapse; plasma membrane
Molecular function (GO): G protein-coupled acetylcholine receptor activity; G protein-coupled serotonin receptor activity
Source: RefSeq, a predicted model, not a curated record